This is a messenger RNA of Gorilla gorilla gorilla (western lowland gorilla), 9151 nucleotides long. RefSeq names its product alpha tocopherol transfer protein like (gene TTPAL). Gene Ontology annotation, molecular function: phosphatidylinositol bisphosphate binding. Gene Ontology annotation, cellular component: membrane. Bases 2748 to 3776 code for a protein of 342 amino acids. The transcript has 5 exons. The record is from RefSeq and is a predicted model, not a curated record. NCBI's taxonomy places the organism in Eukaryota, Metazoa, Chordata, Mammalia, Primates, Hominidae.
CCCGCGAGCCCAUCCGUGUGCCCUGGGAGCUGAGGAGAGGGACCCCUGAGAGGGAAGGAUAACCGGAAGUGGGGACCAGAGGAGCGAGAGACCCCAGGAAAUGGGGACACUUGGGGAGGGGGUGACAGCCGGAAGUGGGGGCCUCGGAAGGUUGUCCACGGGAUAUGGGGUCUCGGGGGCUCUAGGAGAGAUGGCUUCCUGCCUUCUCCAUGUUGAGAGGAAGGGGUGGAAAGGAAAGUGAUGCUCCAGAAAGGAUGGGCUCCAGGUGGGGGAGAUCUCUGGCUUCACCGUUACCAAUGGUGUCUGCAUCUCACUCAUAUGUCCGCCUGUCAGCUCAUUCACCAGCCUGUGACUGAGUCCUGCUGAGCGCUCGGCACUGCUGAGUCCCUGGAGAGUCAACAUGAAGCUCCAGGUGGAGGGUACAGAUUAGAAGCCCAGGGUGGGGCUAGACGCAUCCUUGCUCUGCCUCACCGGGUGUGCCCCCUUGGGCAAAUCGCUUAACCUAUAUCCUCCGCUGAUGUGUACAGACCACUGCCAUGUGCCCGGCACUGGGGGUGGCAGUGGACAUGGCAGACAAGCCCUCUGCCCUCGUGGAACUUAGAUUUUAGGGGACAGCCCUUUUUGUCCUCCUUUGUAAAAUGGCAACAGUAAUAGCGCUCUCACCAAAUAAUGUGAAGAUUAAAUGAGGAGAUGGGUAAAGGGCUUAGCAAUGCUUGAUACAUGGUAAAAUGCUCAAGUAUGCAUUCUCUUCAUUCCACUAUAAUGUAAGCUUUAUUAGGCAAGGAAUUGUAUUGUUUGCGUCUGUGUUCCCAGUGCCUGUGAGCACAGUGCCUGACAUAUAUGGUAGGUGAUCGGUAAUUAUUUGAUAAAUGAGUGCGUGGUGAAACUGACUCUAGAUAAAUGCCCAUAGCAUUGGACUGUAAUUUCUAAAAAAGAAAUAGGAACCCAGUUCUGUGGAAAACUGGAGGGAAUCACCCUCAGGGAGUUUGGGAAGGAUUCACAGAGGUGGUGACAUGGCAGCUGAGCCUGAGCUGUCAGGAACAAAUUAGAAGAGGAAAUUCCAGGCAGAGUGUAUCAGAAGUGCACGAGUUAUUCCAAGGAUGAUGGGUUAUUAGUUUGUUUUGACUGGCAUUUAAUGUGCAUCAGGUGGGGUGCGAUGGAAAAUGAGGCUGGAGAGAGGCUUUGAGGUGAGGCUUGUACCUUGUGAACACUGAUGUUUGAUGGGAUUGCAGGCAUCUCUUGUACCUUGUGAACACUGAUGUUUGAUGGGAUUGCAGGCAUCUCUUGUACCUUGUGAACACUGAUGUUUGAUGGGACUGCAGGCAUCUCUUGGUUACUUCCAUAGAAACAAAGCCAUAGUUGUUCCAUUCCUCACUUAGCAUACCUGUGCCAACCAGACUAAAGUCAUUCAACAAAUAUUUAUGGAGUGCAGAUUAUGUGUCUAACACCGUGUUAGGCGCUGGGUUUCAGGUGAUGAACAAGACAAACUUGGAGGUUGCUCACAAAUUGCCAACAGACAAUUGCAACAGGGUGGGAGAAGUGCGGGGGAGGCACCUAACCUGGCUGGGGGUCAGUGAAGGCUACCUACUCCAGGCCACCAGCAUCUCUCAGCUGGAUUAUUGCAAUAGCCUCUAAAUGGUCUGCUUCAGUCCUCACUCCCUUAGAGUCCAUUCUCAAGACAGCAGAUUGGUCCUUUUCAAAUAUAUUUUUAUUUAUUUAUUUAUUUAUUUAUUUAUUUAUUUAUUUAUUUAUCUGAGAUAAGAGUCUCGCCCUGUCGCCCAAGCUGGAGUGCAGUGACGUGAUCUCGGCUCACUGCAACCUCCGCUUCCUGGUUUCAAGCGAUUAUCCUGCUUCAACCUCCCAAGUAGCUGGCACUACAGGCCCGCACCACCAUGCCUGGCUAAUUUUUGUAUUUUUAGUAGAGACAGGGUUUCACCAUGUUGGCCAGGCUGGUCUCGAACUCCUGACCUCAGGUGAUCCAUCCACUUCAGCCUACCAAAGUGUUGGGAUUACAGGCGUGAGCCACCACACACAGCCCGAGAAAAAAAUUUAAAAAUUAGCCAGGCGUGGUGUGUGCCUAUAGUCCCAGCUACCUGGGAGGCUGAGGCAGGAGGAUUGCUUGCACUUAGGAGUUCGAGGUUGCAGAGAGCUAUGAUUGCGCCACUGCACUUCAGCCUGGGUGACAGAGCAAGACCCUGUCUCUCUCUUAAACAAAAAAGUGCAUGAGUUCGGGUCCUCUAAGAAGCAGACACUAGGAUGAGGUUAGACGUGCUAGAAAUUUAGAGGCAACCCUUGCGAAGGACAGCACCUGGGAAGGGAGCUGGAGAAGUCAGGAAGAGCCACUGGCAGUGAUGCAGAUCAGCUCCUGUGAAGGAGGUUUGGGCAGCAAGUCUCUGACUGCAGGGCAGUCCCAACAAAGGUUUGGCCAGGCCCUCAAGCAAACGCUGCCUGUUAGAGGAGUCCUAUGUCUCAGUAAAUCAUUGGCUAGGAGCAGUGAGGCCACAGAAGGGCUGUGGAAAGUUCUGGCUUCCCCUGGAUAGUGGAUCUAGAGGGACAGCCACUGGGGCCCUUUAUCAAUUACGUUUUCCCAGCAGAUCUGACCGGCACAUAUUCCCGACUGCCACGAUAAGUUACAUGGGUAUGUGGUAAAAAAUUCAAACAGUAUAGUAAAAAUCCUCUUUCUCAUCUUAAAUCUUCACUUGUCCAGUUCUGUUCCCAAGAGAUAACCAUUGGGACCUUGGUAGCUAAUGUCCGAAGAAAGUGACUCUCUGAGAACCAGCCCUUCUGUGGCCUCACUCUCUGAAAAUGAGCUGCCACCACCACCUGAGCCUCCGGGCUACGUGUGCUCACUGACAGAAGACCUGGUCACCAAAGCCCGGGAAGAGCUGCAGGAAAAGCCGGAAUGGAGACUUCGAGAUGUGCAGGCCCUUCGUGACAUGGUGCGGAAGGAGUACCCGAACCUGAGCACAUCCCUCGACGAUGCCUUCCUGCUGCGCUUCCUCCGAGCCCGCAAGUUUGAUUACGACCGGGCCCUGCAGCUCCUCGUCAACUACCACAGCUGUAGAAGAAGCUGGCCCGAAGUCUUCAAUAACUUGAAGCCAUCAGCCUUAAAAGAUGUCCUUGCUUCCGGGUUCCUCACCGUGCUGCCCCACACUGACCCCAGGGGCUGCCAUGUCGUCUGCAUCCGCCCAGACAGAUGGAUACCGAGCAACUAUCCAAUUACUGAAAACAUCCGAGCCAUAUACUUGACCUUAGAAAAACUCAUUCAGUCUGAAGAAACCCAGGUGAAUGGAAUUGUAAUUCUUGCAGACUACAAAGGAGUGAGUUUAUCAAAAGCAUCUCACUUUGGCCCUUUUAUAGCCAAAAAGGUGAUUGGCAUCCUCCAGGAUGGUUUCCCCAUUCGGAUAAAAGCAGUCCAUGUUGUGAAUGAACCUCGAAUAUUUAAAGGCAUUUUUGCCAUCAUAAAACCAUUUCUAAAGGAGAAAAUAGCAAACAGAUUCUUCCUCCAUGGGUCUGACUUGAACUCUCUCCACACAAACCUUCCAAGAAGCAUCCUCCCCAAGGAGUAUGGGGGCACGGCUGGGGAGCUGGACACUGCCACCUGGAACGCGGUACUGCUGGCUUCAGAAGACGAUUUUGUGAAAGAGUUCUGCCAACCUGUUCCUGCCUGUGACAGCAUCCUGGGCCAGACGCUGCUGCCUGAGGGCCUGACCUCAGAUGCACAGUGUGACGACUCCUUGCGAGCUGUGAAGUCACAGCUGUACUCCUGCUACUAGCCCGUCCCCCAGGGUCACCAUCUUUAAUUCUUUUCCUUCUUUUCUUUGGAGAGGCACAAGGAGAAUUUAAGGGUCCAUGGAUUCAGUCUUGCUCCUUGUAAUUAAACUGCAGGAUGGAGGAACAGCCUGAGAUAUGAGCGUGAGCCCAUUUUGGGGUAAGCCUUUGGUUACUUGAAUUACUCCAUGGAAGACAUGGAAAAUGUCCCCACUGAUUCUUAAACAUUUGGAAUCCCAGUCUGCAACUAUUAAUCUGGAGGCUAUAUCUGUUUUGUUUUGCUUUUUGGUUGGGGGGUGGUGAUCUGGUUCUUACACAUCUUGGAAGCAAGAACAAUCAGGACCAAAGUCACUUUGAUCCCACUUUUCCAGGAGAAAAACCACCUGUUUGGCCAGUGAGAACUACUUGUAUGAAAUAAUUUGGCGAAACCUUCAGUGUGACCAAAUGUGAGACGGGGAAGUUUGUGUUUUUCACAGGAACCCUAAGUAUAGACCUCUGCUGCUCAUCAGGAAACUUACCGGAGAUGAAGGCCCCAGCUGUUGUCACCGGGUUUGGAAAGCACCUUAACUGAAUCAUGUAAGCAUCAGGACAUAAGCAGCACUUUGUGGUCAAAUGUAGAAGCCGGAGACUUCAAAGCACCUCUGGGACCCACUGGUUGAAGUCUGCAAUAGAAACUUAAGUUUUCCCAAAUCCAUAAAGCCUUAGCCCUGGUUCUCAAUAGAAUCAGGGACCUAGCAGGAAAUGAUUUUACUCAACCUAAAAUGCUGGAUUCCAGGCCCGUGUAGCUAUAAGAAUUCUGGCCUGGAUCCCAGGUGUGCAACUAUGGACAAGAUAUGGGCCUCUACUUUCUCCUCUAUAAAAUGAGGCUGGAUGAAAUGUCAGCUAGGGCCAUUUUGGCUGCUGAGGCUCUGGGAUUUGGUUUAGUUACUGAAUGUUAGAUUUUCUGCCUAGAAAGAUAACUAUCUCGAUACAAGUGGUUGGAUCCUGUUUUUGUUUGUGGUACAUGUGUCUUUCCAAGAGAGAUGUGUCACCAAUUAGCCCUGCCUUUAAAGAAACUAUUAUGUGGCCGGGCGUGGUGGCUCACGCCUGUAAUCCCAGCACUUUGGGAGGCCGAGGCGGGUGGAUCACAAGGUCAGGAGAUCGAGACCAUCCUGGCUAACACAGUGAAACCCCGUCUCUACUAAAAAUACAGAAAAUUAGCCGGGCGUGGUGGCGGGCGCCUGUAGUCCCAGCUACUCGGGAGGCUGAGGCAGGAGAAUGGCGUGAACCCAGGAGGCGGAGCUUGCAGUGAGCCGAGAUCGCGCCACUGCACUCCAGCCUGGGCGACAGAGCGAGACUCCGUCUCAAAAAAAAAAAGAAACUAUUAUGUGUAUUCCUGGGACUCACUGACACCAAUUUUCUUUUUAUAGUGAUGGUUCAAUUUUGAAAAGAUGGCUUUUGUGAGGCCAGGUUAAGGUGACCAGGAUCUUGUAUGAUGAAUUCCUUCCAUCCCUGAGACUCAGGUACUAUAUUGUAAACCUGGCUACAGUAGUUAAUUACUUUAGAUUCUUUAAUUUUGGACUCUGGGCCGGGCGUGGUGAUUCAUGCCUGUAAUCCCAGCACUUUGGGAGGCCAAGGUGUGCGGAUCACAAGGUCAGGAGUUCGAGACCCGCCUGGCCAAGAUGGUGAAACCCCAUCUCUACUAAAAAUACAAAAAUUAGCUGGGCGUGGUGGCGGGCUCCUGUAGUCCCAGCUACUCGGGAGGCUGAGGCAGAAGAAUCGCCUGAACCCAGAAGGCAGAAGUGGCAGUGAGCCAAGAUCACACCACUGCACUCCAGCCUGGGCGACAGAGCAAAACUCUGCCUCAAAAAAAAAAAAAAAAAAAAAAAUUUUUUUUUUUGGUCUCUGGAAAUGAACACAAGGGCAGGUUAUUGCUGGGUCACUUCUGGGCCCCCCUGCCCUCCCAGCCCCACUUGAGUUUCUCUCUCUGGUGUGGGUGAACCAGUCAGCCUGAAUGUUCUGCAUUUCAGCACUUUAGAACCUCCCUGUGAAGACUUUAGCCUUCCUUAGCCCAAACAUCAAAUUAGAUGGUUCACAUGAUGGUUUUUGACCUAAUUCCUUUCUAAUGUAUUCCACAUGAUCAUGGUGUUAAAUAGUGAAAAGUACUGUGUUGUGUGUGCACCUUCUCCGUGCAUUUAUUAGACUAACCAGUCAAGCAGACAGCUCAGUUAGGGAGAAAACAAUACGCUGAAAUUUGAAGGCCAGUCUGUUGUUACUAAGCUGUUUAUCUCUAUUGCCUUUUUAAAUGUCUGGAUAAGUUGUUGGUGGAAAUUAAGUUACUUAACCUCAUUAAUACCAAUUCUAGAGAAAGUGCUUUUCACCAUGGAUAGUAACCCUGGAUCCUCUAGGGUACUGGCUGAGCUGGAAGUGCCAAAAAGCACUCCUGGCUGCUUCUGAUUCCAUCUGACGAUGAUGUGACCCGCACUGCUGAAAAGGCCCAAGCAGGGCAAGUGGGAUGGCUGAAGGAGGGAAGGAGGGGGUUCAGAACCCACUGGCCUGGAUGGGAGAACUGGGUGGAGGCUUCCCCAAGAGGGAAGACAGAUAAACAAAACAAAACAAAACAAAAACUGGGUAAAGAGGAAUGAAUCACUCAGCCCUGAUGUUUCAAUUCUACACUGCAUUCCUGGCCAGUAGCAUUUGUUUUAAUGCAGGCAUGGCCACAGCUCUCCUAGAGAAUUAUCUCAAAGACCAGAAGGGACCUGGAGAGGCCUAUUUCUUAGGUUUUUCCAGUUGGACAAGGAAGGAGUGGUUUCACUCAGCUUCUAGAAGGAGUUGGAGCCUAAGUUUAUCUGCCUCCGGGAGCUGCUUGCUUUAUUUUGGCUCCGAAGAGGUAUCAGAUAGUUUUGACACCUCAGGAAACUUGAACCAAGCUCUGAAACCAAGACCUCCCUGCGUGAAAAUCAAGGUGGUCUCCUUGUGGCUUCACCAGGGUGUUUGUGUCAGGCUGUCUCAGCAGGGUGGGGAAUGACCAGCCAGGGAGCAUAGUGAGCCUUACUCAGCACUGGGGAGCGCACUGGUGAGGCAAACCCAUGAACCUCAAGAACUGGGAGUAUGUUCCUUCAGGGAGAAGUUCUGGCCCAUUGCACAAACACUUGGAAAUUAACUUUUCCCUAAAUUCAAGGUAGUGUGGUGUCGGAAGGAAAUGGGACAGUAAAUUAGGAGACGCGGGCUCCACCUUUACCUUACUACGUGGCUUUUGAUGAGCUGGCUUAACAUCCCUGAGUGAUUCUAUGAUAGAGAUCUAUACUCCAAACUUUAUUCCUGGUAUCUAGUUGGCUUCACUGCCACAGAGACACUGUACUCUCUCUUUUUAGAAGUUCUUUUCCUUUUUUUCCCCCUCAAUUGGCUUGUUAUUUAGUAAAUUUAGGUCUGAAUGAAUUGGUACCUAAAAGCUUCCAAAUCUAUACAUUUCAGAAUAUGGGAAUUUUCUUCCUCUUCUUCCCCCAUAUCCCAACAUGGAAUUCUGGAAAACUGUGCCUUUUCCCCUGUUCUGCCUUCAUGGGGGAAAGACUGGAUGAAAUCUACAAAAACAGCCAAAAGUGCCACCCUGGCUUCAUGUCUUGAAUUUCUAACUUGCUCUUGGCAAAGGUCGCUUUAUUUUUUAAUUUUUUUCCUUGCAUUUUCUUUUUUAUUCUAUUGCUGCUGCAAAAAUUAAGGCAAAAGUAGCUUUCGAUCUUUCAUAUUUCAUCCUGGUUUCACAAGGAGUCACUUAUCUUAGGAGGUCUGUAAGUCAGGUUACAAGGCCGGGAGCGGUGGCUCACACCUGUAAUCCCAACACUUUGGGCAGCUGAGGUGGGUGUAUCACCUGAAGUCAGGAGUUUGAGACCAGCCUGGCCAACAUGGUGAAACCCCGUCUCUACUAAAAAUACAAAAAAUUGGCUGGGCAUGGUGGUGGGUGCCUGUAAUCCCAGCUACUUGGGAAGCUGAGGCAGGAGAAUCACUUAAACCCAGGUGGCGGAGGUUGCAGAGAGCCGACAUCGCGCCAUUGCACUCCAGCCUGGGUGACGAGUGAAACUCCAUCUCAAAAAUAAAAAUAAAAAUUUAAAAAUCAGGUUACAAAACACCAUUUUUCCCGAAAUAAGACAAUAAGAGGCUUUUCUCUGAAUUCCUUUAUAUUAAGCCUUUCAGAAUUCUCCCUGGGUGGGCAAUUUCUUUAAAUAGUAUUUGACUCUCAGAUCAAUCAUGGGAUUUUUUUUCAUUUGGGUAGCAAACGCUAGAAUACUGCUGUGGCGAUUAUAAUACUUUUAAAAAGUUUUACCAUUUUAAAGUUGCCAACAUUUAAGGUUUUCCUUUGAAGCCUCCUUUAAUUUAGGGAGUAAAAUGUUAGCUAAACCAAUUAUAUACUAUAUACUAUACACUGUAUCUCCUGUGGCCAUGAGAAGUGUGGCUAUACCGAACAGAAACAUGCCUACUGUUCAGGAAAGAUGUCAGUUCUGGUAACACCUCUCCGUAUUGGGAUCUGUUAAUUUUGUAAAUCUAAAUUCUUCUGCUCUUGGCCAGGUGCAGUAGCUCAUGCCCUGUAAUCCCAGAACUUUGGGAGGCUGAAGGGGGGCGGAUCAUUUGAGGUCAGGAGUUUGAGACCAGCCUGGCCAACAUGGUGAAACCCCAUCUCUACUAAAAAGUACAAAAAUUAGCUGGGUAUGGUGGUGCGUGCCUGUAAUCCCAGCUACUUGGGAGGCUGAGGCAGGAGAAUCGCUUGAACCCGGGAGGCAGCGGUUGCAGUAAGCCAAGACUAUGCCACUGCACUCCAGCCUGGGUGACAAAGCAAUAUUCUGUGUCAAAUAAAUAAAUUCAUUCUUCUGCUCUCCUGACUUAGAGAAAUGGUUUGCUUAAAAUGCUAGUAACAAACAUCAUCACAGUCAACAGGAGCUUGCUUCAUGCAAAGGAUCAAUGUGAUUUGUGGAUGGAGAUGAUAGUGAUGAAAUUCCUGUUUCAUGGGGCUGUUUUUCUUUUCAUCUCACUGGGCAGCAGGUUUAGUGAGGCAGUGAGAUGCUGCUGGUGUGGAUUCUUGUAGCUAUGCCUCGGCUUCUUGGCAUAUCAGGUAGGAACCUGUUACAAGUGAAAUACUUGAAACCUCUCUGACCAAGAGCCUCUGAUGGAGUGGGAGGUGAGCUAAUUUUCUGACCAGCUUGGGGCACUGUUUCAGCCACUGGUCACAUUCCUUGCUUCAAACUGAAAUUCAGUUUGGCUUUGAGUAUAGGGAUACAUGGUGGAUUCAUGUACUUCAGUGUUUGUUUUGACCAAAGUUUAUUUUUCUAGUGCAUUUUCUAAGUCAAAGUGGUGAAAAUAUGUAAUUUUAGUAUGCAUGACUGAGUCUGAAACAAUAAAAAUCUCUGAAAAA